CGGCGCUCGGGCCAAUCGGCGGCAGCGGCCACUUGCGCUUUUGCCAACGAAACACAACGAUGGCCGGUCGUCUCCGCAUGAUGUUCCUCGGGCCGCCCGGCGUCGGCAAGGGCACGUACGCCACGCGCAUCGCGCCCAAGCUCAGCAUCCCGACCAUCUCGACCGGCGAUCUUGUCCGCGCCGAGAUCAAGCGCGACUCGGCGCUUGGCAAGCAGAUCAAGGACUACAGCAGCCAGGGCAAGCUCGUGCCCGACGAAAUCAUCUUGACGAUGGUGCGUCAGCGUCUUCAGGAGAAGGACGCGCAGAAGGGCUACAUCCUCGAUGGGUUUCCUCGCAACGUGAGCCAAGCGAUUGAAUUCGAUAAGAUCGCAACGCUCGACUCGGUUGUCAACUUUGAGCUGCCCGAGUGGGUCCUCAUUGAGAAGCUCAGCGGCCGCCGCGUCUGCGACUCGUGCGGGACGGGCUACAACGUGGCCGACAUCAACAGCGGUGAGUACGUCAUGCCGCCGUUGCUGCCCAAGGCUGAGUGCACGUGCGACAAGUGCGGGAGCAACAAGAUUGUCCAGCGCGCCGACGACACGCUCGAUGUUGUCAAGCACCGGCUGCAGGUCUACACAGACGAGACCGAGCCGCUCAUCCAGUACUACACCGACAAGGGCAUCCUCAAGAGCUUCCACGUCAAGAAGGGUCUUGCGGAUCUGCCUCGCAUCAACGCGAUGCUCGGAAUUCCGGAAGAUAGCAAGUUGUGAAUGUUGUCCACGGAUCUCUAUUCAACCGUAGACGUCGAUCACUAGUUCUACGACCAAAUAUUACAUGAUUUUGGCGUGUCAUUCUUCUAUAAAAAGUGCAAAAGUUAGUGGUGAGACCACGC
Messenger RNA from Saprolegnia diclina VS20, 871 nucleotides. RefSeq lists its product as hypothetical. The transcript is spliced from 6 exons. Gene Ontology annotation, biological process: nucleobase-containing compound metabolic process. NCBI's taxonomy places the organism in Eukaryota, Oomycota, Saprolegniomycetes, Saprolegniales, Saprolegniaceae. The record is from RefSeq and is a predicted model, not a curated record. Gene Ontology annotation, molecular function: ATP binding; AMP kinase activity. Gene Ontology annotation, cellular component: cytoplasm; mitochondrion. Bases 60 to 749 code for a protein of 229 amino acids.